AUGCCGAGAUCAGAAUGGUACAAGACAUCUCGUUGGCUUGGGUCUGGCUCUACUUGUGCGAAUGUCAUUCCUCUUGCAGACUGCAUCGUCAAAUAUUCCCCUGAAUAUAUGAAGGCUGGUAUGGCAGCUGCAAAUGUCGUCUUGGGUCUGACACCAGCCAUAUUGAGCUCUCUCGGAUCAGGUGUCGAGGAGACUUCCACACUGUUCAUCUGUGGGAGACGUCCAUUUCUUGCCCUCUGUCUAUGCCUAGGUUCUCCUGGCAUACCACCAUUGCGUCUGUUUGAGCAUCGUCAGCUGUCUCAACCGCUGGAGAGACGCCAGGGACGUCUCAGACUCCAACUUUAUUCUUUCGGUACAGAAACACUCAUCUUAAUCGCCGAGUAUGUGUUAGUUUUUGUCAGCAUCGCAAACGUUGCUCAGCUGGGUCACGAGAUGGGUUCCAGAGUUGUAUUGGUUUUCGCGCCACAUCUAUCCUACCUCAUUCUACUCUGGUUCUUUAUCGGCUCUUCAGCGCAUAUCUUUGCAGCCAUAUCACUUAGUCUACGUGUGCGGAUUGAGCAUGAAGUGUACGAUGAAGACGGCGAUGCAUUUGCAUGGAUAAAAUCGUGGAUAGUCCCAUGGCAGAGGAGAGGAACUACAAAAAUAUUCUUCUUGCCAGAGACACUCUUCUACAGCUUUUUCGUGGGCUUCGUCUCGUUACUUAUCGCCGCACACAUCAUAUUCGGCACGCUCGUCUUUUCAAGUGUCCUAUUCAUCUCGGUUAGAGACUGCAUGCCUCUUAUAGGACGGCUCAUGGCUUCAGUCAUUGUUUGCAGGGUCGUUCUGAUGUACGAGAUUGCCAAGAUUCGUCAUCUCUGCUGGGCAGAGGAUCCGCCGCAUUUGACGUAUGAGAAUCCUGAGGACAAGGUGGAUGAUGUGGGAGAACAGGGCUAUAUGACUGCUGAGCGUCAAAGUGACGGGCUCACAUUGAUUCCCAAGUUUCGUCGGCUGACGACGUUUACUGCCAGGGAGCUGUGA
This is a messenger RNA of Fusarium graminearum PH-1, 1017 nucleotides long. RefSeq lists its product as uncharacterized. Bases 1 to 1017 code for a protein of 338 amino acids. Lineage: Eukaryota; Fungi; Ascomycota; Sordariomycetes; Hypocreales; Nectriaceae. The transcript has a single exon. The record is from RefSeq and is a predicted model, not a curated record.